UGUACGCCCCCAGCCCCCACGCUGCCACCAAGCCCCAGCAGCACCGAGCUCACCCGCAACGCGAUCGCGGCCGUAGGGAGCCCCGGGGACCCCCCGCGCCUUCCCCGGCCCGUCCCGGGCGGAGGCCGCGGAGAGCGCAGCUGCUCCCCCAAGCGGUCGCCGUGCGGCACGGCGCCCCAGCGGCGCUUGGGCGGGCCGGGGCGUGGGGCGGCUGCGGCGAAAACGCGGGAGGGCGGGUGUUGGUGGUGCCGGCGGCGGCGAUGAAAUUCCCGGGCUCGGUCCUCGUCUCCCUCGUCCUCUUCGUGGCCGAGACGGCGGCCGCCCUGUGCCUGAGCGGCGCGUACCGCGCGGCGGGGGACCGCAUGUGGCAGUGGCUGACGCUGCUCUUCGCCCUCCUGCCCUGCGCGCUGGUGCAGCUCAGCCUGGUCUUCAUCCACCGGGACGUCAGCCGCGACCGCCCGCUGGUGCUGCUGCUGCACCUCCUGCAGCUGGGGCCCCUCGUCAGGUGUGUGGAAGUCUUUUACAUUUACUUCCAUGCUGGCAGAGUUGAAGAGCCCUAUGUCAGCAUCACGAAGAAGAGGCAGAUGCCCAAGGAUGGGUACUCAGAAGAGAUCGAGAAGGAAGUGGGCCAGGCUGAAGGAAAGCUGUGUACACACAGAUCUGCGUUCAGCAGGGCGUCUGUGAUCCAGGCAUUCCUCGGCUCAGCGCCCCAGCUCACGCUUCAGCUCUACAUCUGUGUCCUGCAGCAGGAGAUCACGGCUGCCAGAAGUAUUUUUAUGGUGCUUUCUCUCCUGUCAAUUGUAUAUGGUGCCUUACGCUGCAACAUCCUGGCUAUUAAGAUUAAGUAUGAUGAUUAUGAUGUCAGCGUGAAGCCAGCUGCCUACCUCUGCAUAUUCCUGUGGAGAAGCUUUGAGAUUGCUACGCGGGUUACGGUGUUGGUCCUUUUCAGUUCAGUCCUUCAAAUCUGGAUUCUCCCCGUUGUGCUUGUAAAUUUCUUUGGUUUUUUCUUCUACCCGUGGAUUCUCUUCUGGCAAAGCAAGUCCCCAUUUCCCGAGAACAUAGAGAAGGCAUUAAGCAGGGUCGGCACCACCAUCGUCUUGUGCCUUCUCACCUUCCUGUACGCCGGCAUUAACAUGUUCUGCUGGUCGGCAGUACAGGUGAAGCUCAAUGAUCCUGACUUAAUUAACAAAUCCCAAAACUGGUACCGACUGACUGUGUAUUACAUACUGCGAUUCAUUGAGAACGCAUUCCUCCUGCUGAUGUGGUACAUUUAUAAAACUGAUAUCUACCUGUAUGUCUGCGCCCCAUUGUUGGUCUUGCAGCUCCUGAUAAGUUACUGCAUGGCUGUCCUCUUCAUGUUGGUGUUUUACCAGUUCUGCCACCCGUGCAAAAAGCUUUUCUCAUCCAGCAUUUCUGAAGGUUUGCUGUCCUGUUUCACAUUCCUCUGCUUUAUUUGCAAGCCUGCCAAAUCCACCGUACUGACAAACAAGGCAGAGGUGAAAUCUCCUGAAAAUACUGAUGAAGCAUGGAGCAGUAGCAAGACAAUAGAUUCUCAAAAGGGGAAUCUUCAUCAAAGUGUUUCUUCUAAUGCCUAGUACAACUGAAAGCAAGUAGGUGCCUUUGAAAGGUGGCAGAUCACCUGCUGGGAAGGUCAUGUAUCUUGGUCAUCGUGUCUUGUGGAUGGGAUUUCUUUCUUGCAGGUGUGGCACUGCAUGAUGACUGACAAGCCUACCUUUUUCAGAAAACUUAGUGUACGAGUAUGUGUAUCUGUGUGUGUUUGUGUAUGGAGAGCAAUCAUUGUUUGUAGACUUCUGUUUCAGAAUUUUUUGCACAUAGGUUUAUUAUCCCAUGCUUAUUUUGAAAUCAUUAUAAGAGACAUCCUUCAAUAACUGGCUUGAUGCUCAUCUUACUCAGGAAAUCUGUGGAUGGAAGGAAAUGCAUUUUAUUUCAGAUAGGAUCUCAUUCUGGCAUGCCACCCUAGCAUGGAAAUAGUGCAUAGACCUUGACCAUAUAUUGACUGUAGCUGUGGUCUGCUUUGAUCAAAUUGCAGACUUUUUUAUACUUUAAUCAGUGUAAUGAGAUAAUACUUCUCUCUGUGGUAUAAAAAUUGGACUUCUGCAACGCACUGUAAUCUAGGUUGCCAAGAAACAGCCAAUUAGCCAGCCAGCAAUAAUGCUGUUACUGAGAACGGACAGAGGAGUUACUGGCUUUGCACUGUUUUACCCUUCAUAUUUGCUGCUUGUUAGUAAGGGAAUUAAAUUUAACACAUUAAUUGUGAUGUUCUGGAAUAACUAUUUUUUUCUGACAUUAUCAUGUAUCUAAUACUUCAUUUGUGAUGUUCUGGUAUUAGGGUGGUGUUCACUUUAUAUAACUUUAAAUAUCAAGAAGCUGGGCAGAUAGUGUGAACUGAUCAUGCAGGUGCUCUCCAGAACACAUCUCCAGGGAGUGAUUCAACCCAUCUUAAAACAUCCUCUAAGGCAGGUGAUAUAAAUAAUUAUCUGGAGACCUAUUAGUCAGUGUUAACCAGAUGCCUCAUCAAUUAGUUUUGGCUGUCUCCCUUUUAGAUGGCUGAAGCUCAGAGAUGAGCACUGCCCUGAUUGUCAGGGGGUUGGUAGUACACCCAGCAGGCAACUCAGUGACUUGUGUGGGGACAGAAGACACCGAAUCCUUCUUUUUCAGACCGUGAUAUGUCAUGAUUAGUUUAGUAUCAGUAGUUCAAAACCCUCUACCUUCUUUACCUCAGAAAUAUCACAGGCUUGAAAUCUGAAAGAGGAAAUGGAAGUCAUUGACUUUUGUUCUGUGCACUAUAUCACCACAGAUAACAGUUUCUGUAUCUUGCAAGUUGCUGAGAAAGCAUCAGCAAAUGAACACCCAAGAAUUUAGUGGAAAUACACACAAAAAAAAAAAAACUUGAAAAAUUAUGUGAAAGCCUUUUGCACUUUGUUUUCUUAACACCUCACAUUUCUUUUGAGUAUUACAUAUUAUGGCUGCUAGUGGAAACAAAUAAUUCAUGACACAAAGCAUCUCCUAGUAUCCUAAGCUUGGCCUCCAUCCUAUCAUUACAGAGGAUGUGAAGUUCUUCAGUGGGGCUGACAUCAGCAUCAUUAUAUUAGAAGUGUCUCAAGUUUGGGUUUGAGGUCAUUUAUAAUGAAAUAUGUCACAUGCAAUGCUGCAAAGAGCUAAGCUGGCUUGUUUUUUUCUUUACUGCACUGUAGAUGAAUGUCUUGAUAUUUCUGUUUUAUAAUGGAGUUAUGUUUUUAUUUUGCUUAAUAUGUGUCUGUGUGUGUGUGUGUGUGUGUGUAGAUCUCACUGAAUUAUGGGUGGGUGGCAGUGGGAAUUUUUUGCCUAAGCUUGCUAUUGGAGUGUACCUCAUGUGUCUGGGAAGGGCAUCUAACAUCUCAGUUCUAAUUUCUCUCUGUGAGGAGCAUAGAACAGUGAAGUGACUCCUUGAAUACACUACAGUAUUUCUCUGUACUUCUGUAUCUAGAAGUACAGUAUAAUUUUUCUCUGUAUUUUUCUAGGUGUAGAAGAGUAUUUCAGAUUUUUUUCUUUUUUAAGUACUGAGUUAAAGGAGCAAGUGAGAAUGUAACUGUUGCUUCCAAACCUGCGGAGUUCAGCACAUGGAGCCAAAUUUUCAGCUGAUCUUAGCUAAAACUGAGCAUGUGACUUUAUAGUUGGAUGCUUAUCAAUGACGAGGGAAUUAUGGUUGUUGCCUAUCUAUGGAUGUACCUAAGUAUGAAAUGUUAGCCUUUGGAAAAAAAAAAAUGUGGCUUCAUAGAUAGAAGCGCUUCGUAUGUGAAGAGAGAGCUCUCAAAUCCUUAAAGCAGACUUUAGAUACUGUAGGUGAUGGCACCAUUGUGAUUUUGCUAUUUGGAAACAGUGGAAGCUUCACAAACCUCAGCCAGUGAAAUGCUUGUGCUAUAGUGAAGUCAGCAGUGGGAGAGUUACACAGCCAGGAGUCCCAUAUGUAUACAUAGGGAGUCCUGUUCAACUUCAUGUACCAAUAAUGAAGACAACUGUAUAUGCAUAUUUUUAGAGAAUGUGCCAUAUUACGUCCUAAUUUUAUACCAAUCUCAUGAAGUGCACGCAUAGGGAACUGAAUAUUUAAAUCACUGUUAUAAGAGAAAGGAAAAUUGUGUGGGUUACAUUACUGUCAUAUAGUGUUGCCUUAGUUGUGCAGACUAACCAAAUACAGUUUAAAUACUCUGUGACCAUGAGGGCUGUUGUUUUUGCUGUCCCUCAUGUCACCAUAGCAUGGAGGGCAGAUUAAGGGCAGCAUUGAUGCUCUAUGUAUAUGUUGAUCUAGCUGUGCUGCCAUUGCUGGUAGAAAGAGUGUAUGAAAGGGAGUCACAGAGACAAAGAUGUUCUGUUAAGAUUGCUGUUUAAAGGACAAGCUUAUUUUUCAAAAGUGUUUCGUAAUGCUAGGAGAGGCAGUUAUGCUCAGGAUAGUGACAGUCUAGGCAGUGGUGUUACCAGUACACCCAGUGGCUGCACUGAGAGGAUGGUAUUAGCUACAAAGGAUGCAAUGCAUAUGAAUGACUGAUCUCUUGCUGCAAGUUUACUGUGGUUUUAUUCUCCUCAAUGAAUAUUAGAGGUGUAUGUGUUCAGUGGAAGUGUAUAGGGCUACUGUUAAAAACUACUCACUUGAGUAGUCUCGAGUCACACAAAGGAUUGCUCAAUAAAGAUUAUCCAUGUGUAUAAAAGUAUGCAAGAUCUAAUACAUAGGUUUUAUUUUAUACUUGUAAAAGAACACCAAUUAAAAUGUUGAAACACCUUC
Molecule: messenger RNA, 4777 nt
Organism: Columba livia (rock pigeon)
Lineage: Eukaryota; Metazoa; Chordata; Aves; Columbiformes; Columbidae
Gene: XK
Product: X-linked Kx blood group antigen, Kell and VPS13A binding protein
Exons: 3
Coding region: 261-1595 (444 amino acids)
Cellular component (GO): membrane
Source: RefSeq, a predicted model, not a curated record